AUGGCCAUCGCGUCAGAGGGAAUGAUGAAGACAGCCCGUAGAACGGGCAUGUCAAGUCGCAAAAUAGCCGUUUUGAGCACCGUUGGUGUUAUUGGCGGCACUAUACUCUUCUUUCAAUACCUCAAGGGAGGCCAGAAGAUCGUGACUGCUAAUGAACACCUUGCCGUGAGAGGUGGCAAUGCUGAUCCGGGCGCGCAGACUGAUCAAGGGACAACCAAGUCGGCUCCACGAGUGAGGUUGCAUAGUCGUAACGAGAGAUAA
Talaromyces atroroseus is the source of this 261-nucleotide messenger RNA. RefSeq lists its product as hypothetical. The transcript is spliced from 2 exons. The record is from RefSeq and is a predicted model, not a curated record. Lineage: Eukaryota; Fungi; Ascomycota; Eurotiomycetes; Eurotiales; Trichocomaceae. Bases 1 to 261 code for a protein of 86 amino acids.